AUGCUUCAUGCAAUUCCUGCUAUCUCUGGUUCCAUAAUCUAUAAGCUGCUAUACACCCCCGGCAGCACCAACUGCAAGAACAGUACUGCUCUCAAAACAAACAACCCAGUUUGGAUGCUGCUUGAAGACCAGCGACUGAUCACCACAACGCUGCCAUUGUCCGGGAUUGAAAAACUGCAAGAUGCCGGCCCUCAUGCUGAUGCUGGCUGGAGUUUUGCGCAGACAAAAUACAAGAGGGGUACACAAGCACUGGCUAUGAACUCAAUGGCGUCAAGGACUGAAGAGCAAAUCCACAUCCAUGUGUGCGAUAUCAAAGAUCGACCAUGUUAUCCGAGUUUCAGAACUCGUGAGAUACUGUCAUGCCUCAGUAAUGACACCGCGAGUCGUGCUGAGUAUAAAAACAUGAAACCGGUACCCUUGAUGCUUGGCGAUACGAAAUGCAAGGUGGCAGAUCACAAAGGCGACAAUAUUGACAUAGUAGGGGACAUCGAAUUGGAGAUACGGAAGAAAGAUUGCAAACUCAAUACUGGAGCGGGGAUCAUAACGGACAGCAAUAAUUUUACCUGGGCGUGCUUGACAGAUAGCACGAUGGCUGCUGAAUACAUAUUCUGUAACUAG
Messenger RNA from Penicillium samsonianum, 618 nucleotides. RefSeq lists its product as uncharacterized. Bases 1 to 618 code for a protein of 205 amino acids. The record is from RefSeq and is a predicted model, not a curated record. NCBI's taxonomy places the organism in Eukaryota, Fungi, Ascomycota, Eurotiomycetes, Eurotiales, Aspergillaceae. The transcript has 2 exons.